Molecule: messenger RNA, 2455 nt
Organism: Aspergillus nidulans FGSC A4
Lineage: Eukaryota; Fungi; Ascomycota; Eurotiomycetes; Eurotiales; Aspergillaceae
Product: putative C6 transcription factor
Exons: 1
Coding region: 188-2455 (755 amino acids)
Biological process (GO): regulation of DNA-templated transcription; DNA-templated transcription
Cellular component (GO): nucleus
Molecular function (GO): DNA-binding transcription factor activity, RNA polymerase II-specific; DNA binding; zinc ion binding
Source: RefSeq, a predicted model, not a curated record
ACUGUGAUUUGCUUGACAUGCAAUAUGCGCUAACUACCUGCUUUACUGACAAGAGAUGCGCAACAAUUUAUCUCGAAGUAGCCGAAUAGGCCUUCUGUCAGCCGCCUACUAAUCGCCGCACCAUCCCCCGCAUUGGCCGCAGGUUCGCGGACGACCAACGAAGACACACUUGAAUCAGACAACGCCAAUGCCUCGAGCCAGUACAGCUGCCGGGGCCCGUCUCCGGUGCAGACGGGCGUGCGACAGCUGCAAGAGAAGGAAGCAAAAAUGCAACGGGGAACAACCCUGCACGAUAUGCAUCCAGCGGCGCAAAGAAGCCGAAUGCCACUUCUCGGACAAGCCUGCUCGAUUACUCCGGCCCGGCAAUGAUCCUAAAGAAGCAAUGUUACUCAGCGAGCAUCUAGUCUCCACUCCACAGCGGCGCACGGCCAUGGAUCACCUGCUCAACUCACUCGAGGACACAAGCGCAAAUCUAGAGCAACAAGUUGAGGAGGAUAAGGAUGGAGGAGCGGCACCUGUGCCGAAGGUCGCGCGAUUGCUGCGGGAUGGCCAGGGGAAGUUUAUGUAUAUCGGGGACUCCGCCAGCUUGUCGUUUUUACAGAGUGUUCGGCGUAUUGUGUCUCAAUCGAUCGGACGGUGCGAGUUCACGGAGGAUACGUCGCGUCAUUCAAUGCUCGAGGCGUUCCAGAGCAGCUCAGCCACGCAGAAUGGGCCGCUGGCUCAGCCUCCAAGUAAUGAUGAGGCGCAACGGCUCGCCCGUCAGUAUGUUUUGGCUACCAGUCCGUUGCUCGAUCUGUUUGACCUCGAGGAAUUUCACCCGCGGCUCGCCAAUUGGAUUGGAAAUCCGACGGGAGACGAGGACACGGUCAGCUCAAUCUUCUAUCUUGUCCUCGCCAUUGGCGCCCAGGUAUCCGACACCAACCAGGCUCAAGCGGAGCGAUACUUUGUCAGCGGCCGGCAGCUGGCUUUCUCCGCUUUCACCGAGACUCCCAGCUUAUACACGAUCCAGUCCUAUGUUCUGAUAUCCAUGUAUAUGCUUGGUGCUUGUCGUCGAAAUGGUGCCUUUAUGAAUCUAGGUAUCGCGCUACGGGCUGCAUAUGCAGUGGGUAUACACCGAAGAGAUGCAAAUUCUCUGUUCACCACGCGGGAAAGAAGGGCCCGGGAACGAGUGUGGAAGAGCCUUCGCAUGAUGGAUCUUUUCCUCAGUGCAUCCCUAGGACGUCCACCCGCCACGUCGGAUUUCGACUAUGACUUGCGCGAGGAUGAGGUUAGCCGAAAAGAAUCACAUCUUCCCCAAGACCAAGUAUCUACCACUGUGAUUUCGCUCUGUCGCAUUUUCGAGCGAGUUCUCACCGAAGUGUACAUGCGACAGGUGGUCUCGAUUAACCUUGCCGAGAACAUCUCUAAUCAGCAUCGAGCUUGGGUCAGGACUCUUCCCACAUUCCUACAGUUACAAAGAGACCGAUUGGAAUCCAGAACGCUAGAGGAAAGCUUGGCUGCAGCGCAUGUCUUCGGGUCGUACUACUGGUCGAUCAUUCUCUUGACCCGCCCAUUUCUCAUCUUCUGGGUAUCACAAUAUGUGAAAAGCAAGAAAGGCUCUGCCGGAGCCCCCGAAUCCAGAAACGGUACAUCCCGCCUAUCAUUAUUCGCCGACGCCUGCGUCUACUCUGCCCUGCGCGGCCUCGACAUCGUAGAGGGCCUCGCCCGAUACGAAGCUCUCCCGCGCCGUCUUCCUUUCCUAAUUAACUCCGUCUUCAACUCAGCAGUCGUGCUAGGCGCCGCCUUCUUCGCCGACUACGACAACCUCCUCCCGCUCGGAGAAGGCAUGAACAAGGCCGAGAGAUUCCUUGAACUGUUUGUCCCUCAUGACCCGCACUCUUGCCGUUUCCUUCAGAUUAUCAGGUAUCUCCGGGCUGCAGUAUCCGAGUACGUGGGCCGCCGUAGUCGGCAAUGGAUGGAACGCCGCAGCAGACAGGUCGAACAGCUCUUCGGUCAAGUCGGGCCCGCUAGUGCAGAUGAACUAUCACCCACACCAGAUACCAUACCCUCUGCCCGCCGGCCAGGCGAAAUCGCAGCCCCGUCCCCUCUAUCCCCGAACAAGCUACCCCAAGCAGAUAAUCCCAUCCCGUCGCAACAUCCUGAUUUAACAACCCUCGCGCCACAUGACAGCAGCAUCUGGGACGCGCUCUGUGGUACUACCACCGCCGGACUCCCAUUCGAUUCGGCUAUCUCUACUCUCACCACAACGGGAAUUCCCGUAAACUUCUCCCCGGGCGGCUCCAUGGGUAUGCCCUUGGCUGGUGCCGGAGCCUCGGCGUCAGCAUCCCGGAGGGCAGGUGCUGAGACCGGCGACGGCGAUGGUCACACGCCGCUCUCCGAUAUGAUCUUAUCUGAUAACGGGCUUCUCUACAUGGCUGAGGAUCUACCCGUAUUCGGGCUUUGGGAUGAGACGUAA